Messenger RNA from Cyprinodon tularosa, 4341 nucleotides. It is a transcript of the gene sh2b1, whose product is annotated as SH2B adaptor protein 1. Gene Ontology annotation, cellular component: plasma membrane. The record is from RefSeq and is a predicted model, not a curated record. Bases 126 to 2939 code for a protein of 937 amino acids. Gene Ontology annotation, biological process: intracellular signal transduction. NCBI's taxonomy places the organism in Eukaryota, Metazoa, Chordata, Actinopteri, Cyprinodontiformes, Cyprinodontidae. Gene Ontology annotation, molecular function: transmembrane receptor protein tyrosine kinase adaptor activity. The transcript is spliced from 8 exons.
UGCAGCACUCGGACCUGCCGUGGUUUCGGGUCCAUACUGACCUGCUGGGCUGUGAGUGAGCAGACAGAUGUGCUGCUGGUGCCUGAAGUGAUCCUACUGAACUGAGUCCCAAACGUUUCCCCAGGAUGAACGGCUCCCUUCUGACCCCGCCCAGCCCGCGGGCAACUAACUCCUCCCCCCUCCCACCCUCCCCAUCUCCCUCUCCCCCACCCCCCUCCCUCUUACCUUUGACCUCCAGACCGCCCCCUCUCCCCCCUCUGGUCAGCCCGCCGCCCCAGCCCCACCCUUCCUCCCUGUCUGACACCCCCACGCCGUCGCCGUCCCCCUCCCUCAGCUGGACCGAAUUCUGUGAACUCCACGCACGCGUCGCAGCCGGCGACUUUGCACGCCACUUCCGGGCGUUUCUCCAGGAAAACCCACACUACACCCCGGACUCGGCAGCGGCGUUCUGCCGGCGCUUCACCGACCGCUUCAUCCGCCAUUUCCAGAGCGAGCUGGAGGGGGCGCUCCCUCCGAGCUGCGCUCCGGGGCAUGAUGAGGGAGGGGCCUGGGCUCCCCCAUCUGAUGCUACCUCCCUGGAAGAGGAUGCCGUCUCCCCCCUUUCAGGACCCGGGGGAGCGGCCCUGCGGGGCCCCCCAACCGGCACGGCGCAGGUCACGCCCAAGCCCGCCCCGUCCCGGCUAGUGCUGGAGAGCCGCUGCGGCGACCGCUUUCAGGAUUCCUACGCCCAGGGCGGUGUCCUACCCCCCUCCUCUUCGUCGUCGUGCUGCUCCUCGGUGGGCGGGAACAACGGGCGGCGGGAGGAGAGGGGCGCCGUGCCGGACCCCGCCAACGGAGACGCUCCGGCGGAGGAAGAGGAGGACAGUUGGCUCGGAGCGGCGUCGGUGGACGAAGGUGUGGAGACAGAGGAGCGGGGGGGCGAGUCCUCGGAGGCCGACGGCGCUCCUCAUCUUCCUCUAUCCUCCAUUAGUCCUCCUCCCGACUCCAGAGGGAGCAGCCUGUCCAGCUCCUCCAAAAACAAGCUGAAGAAGCGCUUCUCGCUGCGGAGCGUGGGGCGCAGCGUCCGCGGCAGCGUCCGCGGCAUCCUGCACUGGCGGAGCUCCUCCAGCGACGCGGCUCAGACGCCGCUGCCCUCCAGCUACAGCUACACCGUGGGGGUGCAGGACUCGGCCAAGAGGGGCGCUGCCACACAGCCCCCUACGCCCACCUCCUCCAUGCCCGUCUCGCUGUCUAUGCCCCUCUGCCUUCCUCACUCCUCCUCCUCCUCCUUGCCUCCCUCCUCCUCCAGCAGCGCCACCUCGCUGUCAGUGUCUGAGGCCGCCAGGGACCGCCGGCGGAGCAACGGCGAAGGAGGCGAGAAGGACAAGUGGAGCCAUCGCCUGGAGAAGCUCCGACUGACCCGCUCUCCUCCGCCGCUCCUCAGCCAGAACGUGCCCCACGGUUCCAACUCACUUCCUCUGGGCAGCGCCGCCGCCGCGGCUCCUCCAAGGAAGGUGGGGCGGCUGGUGCGGGAGGGGGGGGUGAGCGUCAGCUCGUCCAGUGACGAGUUGGGGGGGAGCCACGUCUUCUCCGGCUUCACCUUCGGCCUGCUGCAUCACGGCACAGAAAGCAGCCCCUCGGCUGCUUCGGCCAGCCCCCAGGCGGCCCCGGUGCCGCCUCUGGUCAGCGGGGGCAGGGUUCCCUGGAGGGGGGGCCGCUGGCAUAAAUGUCGUCUGGUUCUCAGAGAGCGGGACCGUGAGGGGGGCGAGCGAGGAGAGGAGUACUACCUGGAGUUCUUCAUCCCUCCAAAGUCCUCCAAGCCGCGGCUCACCGUUCCCUGCUUCUCCAUUGUGGACGUGAGGAGCACCACGGCCGUGGAGGUCCCCGACAAGGAGAACACCUUCCUGCUGCAGCUGGAGGGGUCGGCCCAGUAUGUGAUCGAAACGCGAGACGCCGUCCAAAUGAGAGCCUGGCUAAGUGACAUCAGAAACGCCAUCUGUCUCAGUGAGCAGGACGACGCUGAAGGUUUCUGCUCCCCCUCGUUGGACGUCAGCGGUACACCUGAGACCGGCGAGCGUCUUUCACAAGUCUGUUACGGAGGGAUCGGAGGCUCCUCGCCCCUGAUGGACCCGCUUCCUCCAGAACUUCCACCUAGAGCUCCGCUGGACGAAACCGAUGGCAGGACCUUUGGCGGCAGCGCCGGGAUGGGCACUCCGUUUGCUGAGACGCCAGAAGCUACAGGAUCAUUCCUCUUCUCUGACGCGGUGACGUCCGACGCCGUGGAGCACCCGCUCAGCGAGUGCCAGUGGUUCCAUGGCACCCUGUCGCGCCUCAAAGCGGCUCAGCUGGUUCUGGCCGGCGGCCCGGCGAGCCACGGCGUGUUCCUGGUCCGGCAGAGCGAGACGCGGCGCGGGGAGUACGUCCUCACUUUUAACUUCCAGGGAAAGGCCAAGCACCUCCGUCUGUCCCUCAAUGAGGACGGGCAGUGCCGUGUCCAGCACCUCUGGUUCCAGUCCAUCUUCGACAUGUUGGAACAUUUCCGGGUGCACCCCAUCCCCCUGGAGUCCGGCGGCGCCUCUGAUGUCACGCUCAUCAGCUUCGUGGGAGCCGCAGCGGUCCGGCAGCCAGACUCGACCAGCAGACCCCGUAGUCCACCUCAGCCCCCUCCGCUGCCACCGGGACGCCCGCCACCACCCACCCCGCCUCAAGAGAGGGGCAGCGAGGCCGAGCCCACAGGAGGAGGAGCAGCACCGCCCCUUGGAGCCGCCGCCGCCGCAGCAGGCGGAGCAGGGAGUGGAGGAGGAAGUGGGGGCAGCGGGGGCGGCAGCGGGGGAGGAGUGGAGGACUGGGAGGAAAGGGAGAGAGACACUCCUCUACGGCAGCUGGACGCUGUGGACGGGGAGGACAGGGACGCAGCCAGGGCCCCCCGCGCCGUCGACAACCAGUACUCCUUCUUCUGAGGGAGGUGGCGGCCAUCUUGGCCGUCCAACACUACAGAGACGAGCCGCUGCUCAACACUAACAGCUGAACACUUCUUCACUCUGUGGUCCGAAAAGCUUCAGGUUCUGAAUCCUCCGGGUCAGAACCCAGCGGACCCAGUACCUCGCCGUGGUCCCGCCAAGACAGCCAAACCUUCUCUAAGCGUGUUCCUACUGCGCCGAGCAGACCCAGAACCUUACACCGGCCCUGGUACCGCCGCCGACCACUGAGCCGGGCCUCCUUUGGACCCAGGCUUCCCUCCAGAACUCAAACGUUUUAGCCCAGAACCAGAACCUUUCUUUAGACCACUGUCAGUCAUUCAGGGGAAAAGGUUCUGAAGCCUCCAGCAGAACCAGAGAGGUGUCUGAAUCGGACCUUCACCAGCAUAACCCAGGAGAGCAUGAAGCCUCCACCGGGCCUCUGGAGGUCCAGUUUGCUCAGGUUCUCCUCAGCAGAACAUGUGGAGAGGACGAAAGUUCUGAAGACGACCCGCUCCAUCCUUCUGGGAGGAACCUGUUCUGGAUUCCAAAGGACGCCAUAAAACCCAGAACCGUGACAGCGGCUGAGGUUCAGCAGAACCAGAACUUCUGCUGCAUCAGAAGGUGGGGGUGGGGGGUCCGACCCGGUUUAGCCCGGAGAAGCUCCAGCCUGAAGAACCUGGACCUGCUGCUGGGUUCUGUCCUGAUGCUUGGAUCGGCUGCAGGUUCUGUUGACCCAGUUCUUGGUCACCAUGGUAACAGGAGCCUGUGGAGCUGAAGGUUGGUGACAGCAGCAGGUUCUGACCCAAUUAGAGCCCACUGGACCAGAAGGUUCUGUUCCAUCCACCAAAUGGGUCCAACUGGUCUCCGUUUCUGCCUCCAUCAGCAGCUUCUGUUGACCCAGAACAUCCAGACGUUUCUAUUGGACCCAGGUCCAGAACCGACCCAGCAAUAAGACUCCUGGUUCCCAGAUGGUCACCUGACAGGAAGUGGUCUGUGAUUGGCUGGAAGCUGAGCCGUGUAACGUUCUGGGUCUGGAGCAGGAAGGAACCAUUUACCUCAGAACCGGACCCGGGUCAGCCGGGUCAGAACUAUAGUAUUAAAGGCUUUUAUUUUCUAAGCGUGUUCCAUCUGGGUUCAGACGUCUUCGUGCCUUUUUGGUUCGCCCCCCCAACCCCCCCCUUUCUGGUUGUGCCUUUCCGUCCCCCGUCCUCCCCCCGUCCUCCCCCCUUCCCUGGUCUCAUUGGAGACUCUUCGUGCCUUUCUCUGUCUCUCCUCUCUCUUGGUCGGGACGGUUUGCUGAGGACGGCCGGCGCUGCCGCUCCUCGCCGUGUGUCCGUAGUUUCAGGUACUACAUUGAAUUUAAUGAUGAUAUAAUAUAAAUAUAGUGAAACAUGGAACCGGA